AUGAGUGAUUCCUUUGCCGACCUGUGGAAUUCGACUGGAGCAGCAACGACCAAGCCCUCUGAAUCGUCGCGAAAGUUGGGAUCUCUGACACCUGUGGUUCCUCCAUCUCUCAAUGCUCAGAAUGAUGUCUUCUCUAUGCUCGCAUCGGCAGGCACGUCUAGUCCAGCUUCACGCACAGCCUCGAACUCAGCUAAUGGCGCGAGGAUGACAAUUGCGGAACGAGCGGCUCAGGCAGAGAGGGAGAGACAAUUGCAGAUCCGACAGCAGCAGGCAAAGGCGAAGCAGCAGGCGUCUGCGUGGGCGGGACUCGAUUCAUUAGGCGAGUUCACGUCCAGGCCGUCGUCGACUUCACAACCUGCUGUGUCUGCUGACAGUGACUGGGGGUUUGGCCUGGAGGCCACGACUGCAUCGACAUCGUCUGGUACCGCAAAUGCUGCUCCUGUGUCUCAGAAUGAUUGGGGUUUGGACGACUUCAUCUCACAACCGGCACCUUCGAAACCAGUCGCAGCUCCCCAGACCAGCUCUUUACUAGACCUGGAUGAGUUCACUUCGCCGUCGACUGUGCAACCGCAACGAUAUACCCCAGAUGUACGGUCAAACACACCAGGAGAUUUCGAUUUCGGAGACCGUGAAGACCGGUUGCUCAGCGACCACUCUGACGAGGAUGACAUUCUGGGUGAACUGAGUAAACCGGUUACCGAGCGACCUGCACAGCCGAUCGUGGAAAUGGGCUUCUCCAUCCAACAGGCGCGAGUUGCGCUCGCUGCCACUGAUACUGGAUUAGACGUGCAGGCGGCCCUGGAGACCCUUUUGUCGAAUGGCGCCGCGUCAGACUCACAACCUUCGGAAAGACCGCGGGAAGACCAGCGCAAUGCUCAACGCGAGCCAGGAUGGGAGCGAUAUUAUGAGUCAGACGAAGAUCAGCCUCGCAGCACUUCGUCCCGUCGGCGCACGGCGCCUACCAGUCGCUCUACUGCUCCCAACCGUGCCAGUGAGCCCACUGCGCGGGACGGACCCUCUCCUUCUGAUGAUUCGCAACGGCACUUGCAGGAACAGGCCGACAAGCUCAUCGCUCAAGCUAGCGAGAUCGGGCUCAGCAUGUUCAAUCGUGCGAAUGCGUUCUGGAAGGAGGGCAAGGAGAAGGUGCAGCGUGCGUACGAGGAGCGUGCGGCCACCGCCGCGAGAACUGGUGAGGGUGGGAGCAGGAACGGCCGUCCAAAGUGGAUGCAGGAAGUUCCUGAGGGCGAAGGAGGCGAGGGCGAGCGGACAAAGGCUGACCGCAAUGGAUUUAGAGAUGAUGAUGAGGUGCUCCCGCCCAAGCCGUCAAGGCCUGCUACUCAACCGCGAUCGAAGCAGACAGAUGCCCGUCCGCCCGAGUCCCAGCCAUCUACGUCUGAAAGGGCAAAGGUGGGGAACCUGUUUUCCGACGACCCUCCGGUUGUGUAUACCUCUCCAUUCCGAAGGAAAGCACCCGCACGUAACCCCGCUCUGACGCCCGCUGCUCCCGCCAAAGUAACGUCCUCCGUCAGACCCACCCCUCCUCGUGCUCCUUCUCCCAUUCCCCUCGUCCAGCGUAAGAAUGUGUCCGCUUCGCCUGCCGCGAUUACAAGCUCUGCUCAGCACAAGGCCAAGGGCACGGAGAUGUUCAAGCUCGGUCGAUAUGCAGAGGCGGAGACGGCAUACUCCGCCGCGAUUUCUGGGUUGCCCAGCGCGCACCUGCUACUCAUACCAUUGUACAACAACCGUGCCCUCGCGCGAAUUAAGACGGGUGAUCACAAUGGCGCGAUCGAGGACUGCACCACAGUAAUCGAGCUCAUCGGGCCUGAGUACCACCCUGCACGAGAGGCGAAGGUGACAAAAGAGGACGAGGGCGCAAGCGUGGACUUGGCUGAGGGAAUGGUGAAGGCGCUCUGGCGGCGCGCGGAAGCAUACGAGGGCCGGGAGAAAUGGGACGCUGCCCGCAAGGACUGGGAGGCCGUCGCUUCCGUGGAAUGGGCCGGCAAGGCGCGAAUGGAGGCCGUGCGCGGCGUUGGGCGCUGCAAGCAGAUGCUCAAUGCAGACGCAAACGGUGGCGCCCCCAGUGCGCCUAAAUCACGUCCAGCGGCCAAGCCGAAGCCGCGGCCCUCAAGACCCCCAGUGGCUGUACCGACCGAGGCCCUCAACAGGGUCCGGGAGGCAAACCAAGCAGCAGAGGCAGAGGACCAGGCCCGGCACGAGUUGAAAGACGUCGUCGAUGCUCGCCUAGUGGCAUGGAAGAACGGGAAGGAAACGAAUAUCCGUGCGCUUAUUGCCAGCCUGGAGACAGUUCUUUGGCCGGAACUAGGCUGGCAAAAAGUGGGAAUGCACGAACUAGUGACGCCCGCACAGGUCAAGAUACGAUAUACGAAGGCUAUCGCGAAAUUGCAUCCUGAUAAGGCACGUUUCCAGCCCUUAUCAAGGCGUGUGCUGACCAGACGUCACCUACUAUGA
Molecule: messenger RNA, 2469 nt
Organism: Postia placenta MAD-698-R-SB12
Lineage: Eukaryota; Fungi; Basidiomycota; Agaricomycetes; Polyporales; Adustoporiaceae
Exons: 3
Coding region: 1-2469 (822 amino acids)
Molecular function (GO): protein binding
Source: RefSeq, a predicted model, not a curated record